CAUCCCCAAUUCGACCAUCAGAGAAAAAAAAGAUCCAUCCCCAAUUCGAGCUCCACCUCCACCGAACCCUCCUCCUCCACCCAACAAUGGAUCCGGCCGCCGCCGCCGCACGGCGGCAGGCGGACAAGUGGAUGAGCGUGGCCGAGAAGCUCCUCAUGGCGAAGGACCUCGAGGGCUGCAAGGAAUUCUCCUCCCAGGCCAUCGCCGCCGACCCCCGUACCCCGGGCGCCGAGGAUCUCUACGCCGCCGCCGACGUCCUCCUCGCGUCCCAGCGCCGCCGCUUACCCAACGGCAAGCCCGAUCCAUACGCUGUUCUCGGCCUCGACCCUGCCAUGCCCGCAUCGCGCCUCCCGGACGUCGUCCAUUCCAAGUUCCGCCGGCUCUCCCUCCUCCUCAACCGGUCCCACCCCGACCGCCCCUGCUCGGUGUACGUCGCCGAGGCUGCCCGCCUCGUCGCCGAUGCCUGGGCCUUCCUCUCCAACGCCGGACUUAAGUCCGCCCUCGACGCCGAACUCGAUGCAGCCGCUGCACCUCGCCCACCGAUGCAACAGCCGGCGGUGGAGAGGAGGCCGCACCCGUCGCCGCCUCCACAGCAGAGCCCGGUAUGGGCAGCUCCCCAGCCACGGCCACAUCCACAGCGGAUCCCGGUACGGCCAGCUCCCCAGCCAACGCCGCCUCUACAGCCGAGUUCGCUGCGAGCAGCUACCCAGACACCGCCGCCUCCACAGUCGAGUUCGCUGCGAGCAGCUACCCAGACACCGCCGCCUCCACAGCCGAGUUCACUGCGAGCAGCUACCCAGACGCCGCCGCCUCCACAGCCGAGCCGGCUGCAACCAGCUACCCAGCCACAGCCGUCUCCACAGCCGAGCCCACUGCAAGCAGCUACCAAGCCACCGCCGUCUCCACAGCCAAGUCCGUUGCAAGCAGCUACCAAGCCACCGCCGUCUCCACAGCCAAGUCCGCUGCAACCAGCUACCCAGCCACCGCCGCCUCCACAACCUAGUCCGCUGCAAGCAGCUUCCCAGCCACCCGCCAGAGCAGCGACUCCGCCGGUGGAGUCUGGCACAUUGCCUGCGUCGACGUUCUGGACAUUGUGCAAGGGGUGCUCCCAUAUUCACCAGUAUGAUCGCCUCUACGAGGCGCGCAAACUGAAGUGCUCCAGCUGCCACCAGCCAUUUGUAGCUGAGGCAAUGGCGGAGCCGCCGCCCAUUGUGCCGGGCACUGACAUGUAUUACUGUACCUGGGGCUUCUUCCCCAUUGGGUUCCCCGGAUGCCCUGGCUACGUGGAUCUGGUCAAUUCCCAGCCACAGGGGUCAGGUCAGCUGAAUGUGCCAUGGCUUGGAGCCAAUGGUAGGGUUGCUGCUGAGAAUGGGACUCCCAUUACCAUAGGUGCUGCAAGGGAGGAGCCAGUGGCAUCUGAACCUUCGCCGGAACCUUUAAUGCGCACGAGAGUGGAGGUGCCACUGGUACCGGAACCUGCGCCAGAACCUUUAAUGCGCAUGAGAGUGGGGGUGCCAGCCAUGCCGGAACCUGUGAUGCCCACAAGAGUGGAGGUUCCAGCCGCGCCGGAACCUGUGAUGCCCACGAGAGUGGAGGUGCCUGCCGCGCCGGAGCCUGUACAGCCCACGAGAGUGAAGUCAGUGAAAGUGGGAGCAAAGAAGCGUGGUCGACCCAAAGGCAGCAAGAACAAGAAGAAUUUGCGAGUUGUGACUUGAUAGCGAUGAAGAUGAUUGGCAUGGCAUGAUCAUAGGUCAGACCGGGUUAGUUCAGCUAUUAAUUUCAUCCUGUUGUCGUCGACUGAAGCAUUUGCUCUGUUGGUUGGGUACUACUCAUUUGCUGCUGACAGAGUGACAGUAUCUACAUGAGAAGCAUGGCUACUUUAGUGAUGGAAUAAGUUAUUUGUUUAUCGGGUAGUCUUUUCUUAGUUGAUGAGUUGUGUGACCGUUCUUGCCAUUUAUGCUUUAGAUGAUGUAGCUGUUGUAUGCUGUCCAAUUUCAUGACUCUCCUUGAGCUAGCUUUGUGAAUCUGAGAUUCCUGGGGAUUGCUCUUUGUUAACUGAGCAAUGUACAUUCAGAUAAUGUGCUGCAAUAAUCGGACAGUUGAUUUUA
Messenger RNA from Triticum dicoccoides, 2108 nucleotides. Its product is annotated as wiskott-Aldrich syndrome protein homolog 1-like. The coding region runs from base 87 to 1715 and encodes 542 amino acids. NCBI's taxonomy places the organism in Eukaryota, Viridiplantae, Streptophyta, Magnoliopsida, Poales, Poaceae. The record is from RefSeq and is a predicted model, not a curated record. The transcript has a single exon.